Molecule: messenger RNA, 681 nt
Organism: Caenorhabditis briggsae
Lineage: Eukaryota; Metazoa; Nematoda; Chromadorea; Rhabditida; Rhabditidae
Exons: 4
Coding region: 1-681 (226 amino acids)
Biological process (GO): protein dephosphorylation
Cellular component (GO): cytoplasm
Molecular function (GO): protein tyrosine/serine/threonine phosphatase activity
Source: RefSeq, a predicted model, not a curated record
AUGACCCUAUCAUUCCGUGUAAACCCCGAGUACGCAGCAAUGUCAGAAAUCGUCCCCGGCCUAUUCAUCUGUGGAGUCUCAGCCCUAUCCAACGAAGAAAUGAAGAAGCACAAGAUCACACACAUCAUCAAUGCGACCACAGAAGUUCCCAAUUUGAGAAGUCUCGGUGACAUUCAACGGACCAAACUGUGGCUUGAGGACACUCCACAGACCUAUAUCUACCCACAUUUGGAAUUGCAGUCCGAUCAGAUUCAGGCGUUGAUUGCGGAUGGUGGAAAGGUCUUGGUCCAUUGUGUAGCUGGAGUUUCAAGAUCUGCGUCGAUCUGCUUGGCGUUUUUGUUGAAGUAUAGAUGCCGAAACCUUCGUGAGGCUUAUCAUCUGAUGAAGUCCAAGCGAGUGAUGGUCCGACCGAACCUUGGAUUCUGGAGACAGUUGAUUGCCUAUGAGCAGAACGUAAAGGAAAACUCUGGCUCCGUGCGGCUGGUGAGAGAUGAGGCACAACCGGAACAACUGUUGCCUGAUGUGUACUUGAAUAUUGCGAUUCCAGCGAGACCAGCGAGCCCCGAACAAGAUCCAAAUAUGAUCCCAGACGAGCCAAUGGGCCGCAGAAAUUCUGGAGCCAAAAAUAAAUUCCGACCAGUUCUGGAGCCAGUUAUGGAGAUGGCCGAAGCUGUUUGUUGA